Lindgomyces ingoldianus is the source of this 2521-nucleotide messenger RNA. RefSeq lists its product as uncharacterized. Lineage: Eukaryota; Fungi; Ascomycota; Dothideomycetes; Pleosporales; Lindgomycetaceae. The record is from RefSeq and is a predicted model, not a curated record. The transcript is spliced from 6 exons. The coding region runs from base 38 to 2401 and encodes 787 amino acids.
CGACAAGCCUCUCCCCAGCAUUCCGGUUGCUUAUGUAAUGAAUCCAGACAGUCCGGUCAAGAUCAGUCGCACCCUGAUCGAUGCUACAGUAGCAGGAACACCCACACAAGCAGAAUGGCCAAUAUUGCGACCGGAGAAUGAGCUAUCAGCGAGCACAAUAGCUUCAUUCGUCGGUGAUCCUAACUCUAGCGACAAUCCAUUUGACGGGGUGUUCGACCCUUCAGCACAAAAUCCCGAACAUGAUGGGGACGCUGUGAUAUCCGUCAGAGGGAACAGUCGAGAGGCUGAAGAGUCUGAGUAUAUUCAGGCACACAAUAGCAAGGCAUCGAAUAUCGGUACUGGUGCAUCGGCUUACAUAGAUGCCUUUCCAAACACUCAAGACGACGUACUUGGCAGUCAAGUCCCCCAUAAGCAAACACAUCAAGACCAAGCCGAGUCUGUGGGAGUCGCGACUUCCCGACAUUUAAGCAAGAGUGCCAUCCCUGUCCCAAAGAACCUACAUACAUGCCCGCGAUUAAGACGUGCUCAGCGUGGAUCGACUAAAUGGCCAUUGCUCGAUAUUGAAUCUCCUCCGAACACUCUGUCACCCUUGACGGGUCACCUUCAGAAUGAUUCCAAGGAUAUCAACCCACAAUGGCCAUGUUCAAGUGAAGAGGGUUGUUCACCAGUCUCUGAAUUUAAAUCUCUCGACCAGAGCUCAUCGUUACGCCAAGCUUUAGAUGUUUCACCCCUUUCAUCGAAGACAAGCGAAUCGUCCUCGACAGAGAAAUUACCUGACCCUGACGCAAGGUUUGGUUCUCGUGUCAAGCGUCUUUCUAAUCACUCGCUUAAGUCCGGAUUGGGUCCUGUGUUGACAAUUUCCGAUGAUGCAGAUGGUGUUCUUCUCGGCACCUCGAGCCCCAUUCCUGAUGUUCCUCCCUUGCCAAACGUAACGUCCCAGAAACCGCCUCAGGGGCGCUCGCUCAGUGCCCUUGCAGGAAGGAUUACCCGAGAGAGGAUCCCGAGUUCUUUCAGUAGCCGUUCGAGACGCUCUCGCUCCGGGACUCCUCAAUACUCUGAAUGUGGGACAGGUGGCUUCGGAUCCACAAGAAUUCUCCCUAUUAGGUCAAUGGAGCUGCCUAGAAAGAGCAGUGUAGCAAGCGACCCAAAGCCUUCUCCCUCCUCUGCCAGCAACCCCCAAGAUAUUAUGAAGACAACCCAGCGGUGUACACCUAACUUGCUUCAUAGCCGUGAGGAAUUUCCGCCACCGCAUAGUGGUGUAUCUUCCAAAUUGCAAAGUGCAGCUGAGGGUUUAGUCCCAAUCCAAAAGGCUCAAUUUUCUGUUCAGAACACAAGGAAGCCAACGAGGGGCACACAUCCAACCUCCGCUCCAGUUCCACUCAGGGAUAAAGGACGUAUAGCCAGUAACGGGGCCAACAAUAUAGAGGUGCCAAGACCAGUUCAGUUUCUUGGGGGGCAACCAUUUGAAACGAAGUGCUUCCGACGAGGCAAUAGCACCAGCAAUCCUCGCGUGGAUAGUCCUACUUCUUACGGUGAUUGUGCCUCUGGUGGAUCCAGAUCAUCGAUCCUUCUCCAAGCUGGUCGACCUUCCACGGAACCCCAUCAGUCUCGUCAAGCAAGAUCAACACCCGUUAUCAGCAUCAUGCCCAACCAACCAAACCCUGCAGCAGCGAGCCACCGUGUGCCAAUUCUUCGCGAUCAGACACAGAUGAAGGCACCAAAAUUCGAUUUCGUACCAUCUCCGGAGCCCAUCGUGAAUCCCGAUGGAGGAACAUCAAAGGUCAAGUUAAAGAAGAGUUUCCGUAACUUCUUCCAGAAGAAAGAAAAUAAGCAGAUAACGACCACCGCAGGAUUAAAGGAGCCCAAGAGAUUAUCGGUGACAAUGCAAGGAAGUGCACUAGCCAAGCGCUUCAGAUCAUCCGUAAAUUUGUCUAAGGCGACUGGGUCAAAGGAGUCUCAGCUACAGCUUCAAUCCGAUGCCGGAAAAGACCAGAGUCCAGUUCGAAAUGCAGAUAACCUAGUGGUAGGGUUACCAAAUUCGACCUCACCAACGGCAGAAGUGGUGUAUCCACUAUCUUCGAUACCCUCUUCAGAUAUCAUUGCUGAGAUUAUGAAUUACAUCAAUUCACUACCUCCAGAUUCGAUCGAUCGAUUGAAGGGACUUCAGAUCGCCCAGGUUUUAGUGCAAGCUAUUGAACAGGUCAAACAAGCCAAGAUUGCCGCUCAGAAGGCAAAAGAGUACGCAAGAGACGCCGCACUGCAUGCCAACACUGCAGAUAUAACUUUGAAGAUGGUCCAGUCUCUUGUCGGAUCCAAGGUUCCUCUUGAUACAGUAGAAGGUAUCGUGGAGCUGAUAAGUCACUCUGCAUCGUCCACAGCCACCCAAGCUCCUUUGUCAUGAAUGGUAUCACAAAUAGAGGUCGUAAUAUGGACGGAUGGCCUUCCUCUUCUUCUCCGCCUAUGCUCGUUGUUCUCGGAUCUUCUAAUGCGAUGAAGUAUGGUAAUCGGAUAAUUUGGGAGG